AAAAAACAUAAACGCCGCCUUCACGAACACGAUCUUUACUAGAAUAGCAGGUAUUAAGGUGUUCAACAAGACUCAACAAAGCCCACAGCCAAAGAACCACGAAGGAGUGCAAUUUCGACUUUGACCAGUGAUAUUCAGUUUGUUCAUUAUUGCCCUUUACGUUGGGGCGCCGGGUAUGUAGACUGGUGAAUUUUGGAAGAGAAAAUUUGAGUUGAGACGACAUAGUCUGGCGCAAUCGUAACACGUUAUUCUGUGCUAUGGCUGGCGUAGCCUCUGAUGCAGCCAGUCCACAGUCCAAAGGUGGGAAAACAAGGAAGGACUGGUGAAAGACGACGGCGAAAAUGGCGCUUCGGACAGCUGGGACUCGCUUGUGGCACUUAAACAGGAACUUUCUACGGACUGUCUCCAUUCAAACGCUCGAAGCUGUCAAAUUCAAACGAACCUGUCCAGUUGAAGUUAGUCAUUUGGAUCAUUUGGUUCUAACAGUGAAAAGUGUGCCAGACACCGUGAACUUUUAUACCACAGUCCUUGGCAUGGAGGACAUCACUUUCAAGGGAAACCGUAAAGCUCUGGGAUUUGGGCAGCAGAAGUUUAAUCUUCAUGAGGUGGGUCAGGAGUUUGAACCCAAAGCCAAGCAUCCAACGUCCGGCUCUGCAGAUCUGUGCCUCAUCACCCACACCCCUCUGGCCACAGUAGCUGCACAUCUGAAGACCUGUGGAGUUGAGAUAGAGGAGGGUCCGGUGAACAGGAGUGGAGCUGUGGGUGCCAUCACCUCUCUUUACUUCAGAGAUCCAGACCAAAAUCUCAUCGAAGUGUCAAGCUAUAAACAUCUAACACCAGAGUGAUCUUCUUGACCUUGUUUGUGCACGUAAAUGCAUCCAAUCAUUGCACAAUUAGAGUUCAAAAUAUGAAGUUUUUAGACAGACUAAAAGUACUGUAGUUCAAACAAGACAUGCACUGUUCUCAGAGCAGGGUGUAUAACAGUUGGUUGUGCAGAGACACUGUUCCUGUGUAGCAGUGCUGACUAGUGGUUGCUAUUUUGAUUAUGCAUAGAACAGGCAGUUGAGCUUUAUAACCACAUAGGACUUAUGAAGAUUUGUUUUUCACUGUGUGAAGAGGAACUGAACACAGUAUCAUUGAUUUUUAAGCUGAAAAUUAAAGGUUCUUCCGUGUGCUAAAGGCUCUGUUAUUUCUACUUUUUUAUUUAGCACAGUAUAAAUAACUCUUUAGAUUAUAGUAGUCUUUGUCAUUGUGUCUUCAUACUGUUGUUGUCUUUGUGAUUACUUAAGCCAUUCCUUUGUGGUGUUUUUUUUCUUUUCUAUCAAAUGAUGACUUAAUUUGAAUAGAGAAACAUUCUGUGUGGAAUUACAAAUAAAGUUGAAACAGUGAAAAACAAAA
This is a messenger RNA of Scatophagus argus, 1398 nucleotides long. It is a transcript of the gene glod5, whose product is annotated as glyoxalase domain containing 5. Lineage: Eukaryota; Metazoa; Chordata; Actinopteri; Scatophagidae. Bases 342 to 845 code for a protein of 167 amino acids. The transcript has 4 exons. The record is from RefSeq and is a predicted model, not a curated record.